Molecule: messenger RNA, 1107 nt
Organism: Peronospora matthiolae
Lineage: Eukaryota; Oomycota; Peronosporomycetes; Peronosporales; Peronosporaceae
Source: the annotation of a GenBank genome assembly
AUGAAUGCGCCUUUUACGGCAAAUGAUUUUUAUUAUGCGAUUUUGACGUCCAAGAAUGGAAAGACUUCAGGUCCUGAUGGCCUUUCUAUUAGGUAUUACAAGGUGAAUAUUCACGCUUGGGCGCGCAUCUUCGAAGUUAUUCAUGAUAAUCAGCUACACAACGGCCAGAUGAACAAGUUUCAGCGACGUGCCCAUCUCUCGUUGCUUUACAAGUCGGGUGAUCGCACACUGCCUGCGAAUUACCGGCUACUUACGCUGCUUAAUCACGAUGCUAAGCUCGGUCCCAAGAUUCUGGCUUUUCGUCUGAGGCUUGUGCUACCGGAUCUCAUUCACGCUGAUCAGAUUGGAUUUAUCAAAGGUCGUUUAAUUCGACACUCACUUCUUCGGUUUCAAGAUCUUCAAGAAUUUUGCAAGACUCAUCAUAACGAUGCUUGCGCUGUGAUGUUGGACUUUGCCAAGGCUUUUGACAGUGUUUCGUGGCCCGCUCUGGAUUUAGUGCUUCAUCGCUUUAGUUUUGGAUCUACUUUUCGGGCUUGGAUCAAGACAUUUUAUCAUCACACAUCGGUCAGCAUCAUGCGAAAUGGGUCUCUGGGUAUUCCAUUCGUGUUAGGUGCCGGCGUUUGCCAAGGUGAUCCCCUAUCACCUGGCUUGUUCGUCCUAUUCAUUGAGCCCAUGGUGAACUUUCUGCGGGCUCGAUUUUCAGAUCUUGGUAUUUUAGUCGACGGUUCUUUCGAGCCUCACUUACUUCUGGCGUAUGCCGACGAUUCCACCGGACUCUUGAAGGAUAUAUAUGAUGCUGAUGGAACUCUGGAUCUAGUGAACGACUACUCCACCGCCGCAGGCCUUCGGCUUAACGUGGACAAGACUUCUGUAAUGCCUUUUUCGCAUCGAGCCUCUCGAUCUAAACUGGAUAACCUGCGCGCUACUUACCCAUUUAAGGUUCUUGGCGUGACAAACACUGUAAAAUUACUUGGUAUAUUGCAAGGCUCCACCAUUACGGCUGAUGAACGGUUUUGCCACAUUCUUUUGGAGCUUCGCGCGCGUUGUGCCAUUUGGAAAUACAAGGCACGCACACUUCGUGGUACUCGUGGUACUUCUGCAGAGUAA